AGGAAAUUAUCAAGGUCAGUAUGCACACACAUCAUAUGUCACAUACUGAAAAACUAAUGAUAUUGUAUUAAUAUUAUUGACAACUCCCUCUGUUCUACAAUUUUCUUCCUGCUUAAUGUAGAAGUACACACAAAUAAAAAAGAAUGCAAGGAGUCAUUAGUCAAGAGCCAUGACACAAGUUGCAUUUUUCUUAUUUUCAUUAUGCUGUUUGGUCUUAGCAGCCGCGCCACAAGUUGUAUAUUCUUUAAUUUUCUGUACGCCAUAGCGGGUUGGUGGUGGUAAAACAAGAUCCCUGAUGCUACUAUAGUUUUAUAUGAACUUUCCUGUCAACUUCUGAUUCAAUAGACCAGGAGAUAAAAUAAGGUACUAGAAAACAUAUGUUUUCAAUUUUAUAAUAAACAAGUUGAGUAAAAGAAACAAAUGCAUGCUCAUUCUCGGUUACUUCUACUAAAUUUAACAAGGGUAGGGUAUCCAAAGUUUUAUAUCAACUCGUGUUCAAACUAACGAUGAUUCAAACAAUUUUUAAAGUUAGUCAUAAACAGAUUUUUAUCAGUACAUUAACUUAAUUAGAACCAAUUGAUCACUACUUUAAAUGCUAGUAUUCCAACUCCUAUAGUCCCAUCCCUUUUGUAAGAAAAUUUGCAAUGGCGUGGCCUCUUUCUUGUACCCUCUCCCUAUUAACACUAAUAAUCCUUCAAUCAACACCCUCGCCUGUUGCAGCUCAAAAUAGUGGCAAUAUCUCAGUUGGCCAAUCUCUCACAGCCAAAAUCAAUGGCACUUCAUGGCUUUCACCUUCAAAACAUUUUGCCUUCGGUUUUCAUCGACUUCCUAACAGAGGCGAUCUCUUCCUGCUUGCCAUCUGGUACGCCAAUAUUCCAGACACCAUUGUUUGGCAUGCAAAUGAUGGUAAUCCGGUUCCCCGAGGUUCAUCAGUAAAGAUAACUGCAAAUGAAGGCUUAGUUCUCACUGACCCUCAAGGAACCAACUUAUGGAACACCUCUAGUGAGUUAAUAGGUGAUGGUGGUUGGGUGAGCUAUGGUUUCAUGAAUGAUACAGGGAAUUUUGCACUCAAAAGAAGCAGCAAUAGCAUUCCGGUUUGGCAGAGCUUUGAUCAUCCUACAGACACCUUGCUGCCUGGUCAGUCUUUGGAAGUUGAUGGGAGCAUUAAUUCUCGACUAUCAGAAACUAAUUAUACGACGGGAAGGUUCCAAUACCAUCUGACUGAGGAUGGAAUCAUGGCUCUCAAUACCAGGGACCUAAGUACCGGCUACCUCUAUAGUGCUUAUUAUAUUAGUGACCCAGGAAAUCCAGGUCAGACUCAAAGAUAUGUGUACAAUGAGUCCGGGUAUAUGUACAUAUUAAGGAAAGAUGGGUCGGUGCAUAAUAUGUUACCGGAUGGUUACACACCAUCACAAGAUCAAUAUCAGAGAUUAAUCUUGAGCUCUGAUGGGAUUUUAAUAUGGUAUUCUGCCUCAAAAGCUUCAAUUAGUGACGGAUGGUUCAGAUUUCAAGUACUACCUGAAAACAUGUGUAUAGGAUCAUCACCAGCAAAUUUGGGUGUUGGAAUUUGUGGGUCUAACAACCUUUGCAUCCUAGGUGAUAAUAAAAGGCCAAUGUGUGAACGCGCACAGGGCUACUCGCUCAUCGAUCCAAAUGUUCAAUAUGGUGGUUGUAAACCUGAUUUCAAGCUUCAGAAUUGCGAAGAUUAUGCAGACAGGUCUAUGAAUGGCGAGUAUAGCUUAGUACAACUUCAAAAUACUGAUUUUGUUAACAAUGAUUAUGAAAGGGUUGAUUCUAGAAGCGAGGCAGAUUGCAAGGAUUCUUGUUUGAAAGACUGUUUCUGUGCUGCUGCUUCUUUCAGUCUAUAUGGCAGUAAUUCUGGUGGUUGGAAGAAGGCACCACUUUUCAAUGGAAAAAAAGACAGUUCAGUCAACUACAAUUUUUUUUGGAUAAAGGUAAGGAGUGUUAACAUGUCCAAUGACCCACUCAACCCUUUUGUUACCGUGACGCCAAAUGGAAAAAUGACAACUCCGAUCAAAGUUCUGUUUGGUAGCUCUGUUUCUGUUAACUUACUUCUUUUAGUUGCAAUCGGUUUUGGAUUAUACUUCAUUUAUCAUAAGAAGAAACUGAAAAAGUCAAAUGAGGGCCAGAGGAAAACACUGAGAGAGUAUAGUCACGUCCAUUAUUUCAGCUACCAAGAGCUAAAUGAGGCAACUUAUGGAUUUAAGGAAGAGCUGGGAAGAGGGGCUUUUGGUGUAGUUUACAAGGGCAUGGUCAGCGGAGGGGGUCCAUCAAUUUAUGUUGCUGUUAAGAAGUUAGAUCGAAUAUCAUCCGACACUGAUAAAGAGUUCAAAACAGAAGUUAACGUUAUUGGUCAGACACAUCACAAGAAUCUGGUACAGCUUGUAGGAUUUUGCAAGGAAGGGGAUCAGCGGCUGUUAGUAUAUGAAUAUAUGAGCAAUGGUAGCUUAGCUGAUUAUCUAUUUGGUGAUAUGCGGCCAAGCUGGGUAGAUAGAGUUCAAAUUGCUCAGGGGACAGCCACGGGGCUAUUGUACUUGCAUGAAGAAUGCAGCACACAAAUAAUUCAUUGUGACAUAAAGCCCCAGAAUAUACUUUUAGAUGAAUAUCACAAUGCCCGUAUUUCUGAUUUUGGGUUGGCUAAGCUUUUAGUUCUAAACCAAACCCAUACAAACACGGCGAUUAGAGGGACCAAAGGCUACGUUGCUCCAGAAUGGUUCCGGAACAAGCCAGUCACAGUGAAGGUAGAUGUCUAUAGUUUUGGGGUUCUUUUAUUGGAGAUCAUAUGUUGUCGAAAGAGUGUAUGUAUGGAACUAGUUGAAGAGGAAGCAGCAGUUUUGACAGAUUGGGCGUUUGAUUGCUACCUAUCAAAUAAAUUAGAUGUACUUGUCAAUGAUGACAUGGAGGCACUUAAGGACAUGAUUCGGUUAAAGAGGUUUGUAAUGGUUGCCCUUUGGUGUAUCCAAGAAGACCCAAGUCUACGACCAACAAUGCGAACAGUCACGCAGAUGCUAGACGGCCUUGCUGAAGUGCCUAAUAACCCUCCUUGUCCAACCUCAUUUUCUGUUACUACCCAAAAUUAAACAUCCUCAUAUAUAGUAUGUAUUUAUUCUGGUUA
Chenopodium quinoa (quinoa) is the source of this 3136-nucleotide messenger RNA. Its product is annotated as G-type lectin S-receptor-like serine/threonine-protein kinase RLK1. Gene Ontology annotation, molecular function: ATP binding; protein serine/threonine kinase activity. NCBI's taxonomy places the organism in Eukaryota, Viridiplantae, Streptophyta, Magnoliopsida, Caryophyllales, Amaranthaceae. The record is from RefSeq and is a predicted model, not a curated record. The transcript has a single exon. The coding region runs from base 645 to 3101 and encodes 818 amino acids. Gene Ontology annotation, biological process: protein phosphorylation.